AUGCACAGCUUGCCGAAAACUUGGGUCAUAGUAGCCCUGGUGGCACUAUGGUCUAACAUUUGCACAGCCUUUUACUUGCCCGGUGUGGCGCCGAAGGAUUAUGCUAUGGAAGAUCCUGUAGCACUUUACGUCAACAGCUUAACGCCCAUGUCCAACCAGCAAGUCAAGUCCAUUAUCUCGUACGACUAUUACUAUGAAAAGCUUCAUUUUUGCGAACCGGAAGGCGGUCCACAAAAGCAAUCAGAAAGCCUGGGCAGCAUUCUUUUUGGUGAUCGUAUUUUCACUUCGCCCUUUGAGCUUCGUAUGGCUAGCAACGAAACCUGCCAGUUAUUGUGCGAAACCAAGCCCAUCCCGAAGGAAGAUGCUCAGUUCAUCAAUCAGCUCAUUACGGACGACUAUGGAAUCAAUUGGGUAAUUGAUGGCUUGCCAGCUGCACACGAGAACACAGAUGACCACACUGGCGAAAAGUACUACAACAUUGGUUUCAGCCUCGGCUACACCAACGGUGACAAGGCGAUGCUCAACAACCACUAUAACAUCUAUAUCUAUUUCCAUGAUCGUCCCGGAGGCUUCCGCCGCGUUGUCGGUGUCGUCGUGUUUCCCGCAAGCAAGGACACCAAGUUGGAUAAGAACAAGAAUCCUGUCUGCGACAAGAAGGAUUUGGCAUUUAGUUUGAAGGAGGAUGGCAAGUCCAAGGUUGUCUACACCUAUAGCGUCACUUGGUUGCCAUCAAACACUGCUUGGGCCACUCGAUGGGAUAACUACUUGCAUAUUCUUGAUCCUUCGAUUCACUGGUUCUCCCUUGUCAACUCGAUUGUCAUUGUGCUGUUCUUGACCGGCAUGGUUGGCAUGAUUUUGCUCCGUGCAUUGCACAAGGAUAUCUCUCGCUACAACGCUGUUGAGGCUCAGGAGGAUGUCCAGGAAGAUUAUGGCUGGAAGUUGGUCCAUGGUGAUGUUUUCCGCCCACCAACCCAGUUGAUGAUGCUGUCUGUUCUUGUUGGUAGCGGUACCCAAUUGAUUGCCAUGACAGCGCUGACCCUUGUGUUCGCUGUUCUCGGUUUCCUUUCGCCAUCGAAUCGUGGUUCGCUUGCUACUGUCAUGAUCAUUUUCUUCAUGGUUUUUGGCUGCAUUGCCGGUUUCGUGUCAGCUCGCACAUAUAAGAUGAAUGGCGGUGAGGCAUGGAAGUCGAACGUGGCUUUGACUGCUGUUUUCUUCCCUGGUUUGAUCCUCGGUUCUUUGUUUGCUCUCAACUUUUUCUUGAUCGCCUCGGAUUCAUCCGGAGCCGUUCCGUUUGGCACCAUGGUCGCCGUACUUGGCUUGUACGCCAUCAUCUCCUUCCCGCUCAGCGUUGCUGGUUCCUACUUUGGAUUCCGUAAGCCCAGAAUCGAAGCGCCCGUUCGCACCAACCAGAUCCCUCGCCAAAUCCCUGACCAGCCAUUCUACCUUCGCCCUAUCCCUUCAAUCUUUAUGGGUGGUAUCUUACCAUUCGGUGCCAUCUUUAUUGAAUUAUACUUCAUCAUGAACAGCAUCUGGUUCCACCGCAUUUACUAUGGCAUCGGUUUCUUGUUCCUCGUCUUUGGCGUCCUGCUUCUGACCUGCUCCCAAGUCACCAUCCUCAUGUGCUAUUUCCACUUGUGCAAUGAAGAUUACCAUUGGUCAUGGCGCUCAUUCUUGACUGCCGGUGCCUGUGGCUUCUACGUCUUCUUGUACUCCAUUCUUUACUACCUCACCAAACUCGAUAUCAACAGCUUCACGAGUACUGUACUUUACCUUGGGUACUCUGCCAUUAUUAGUAUAUUGUUGACGGUCUUGACUGGUGCUGUCGGUUACUUGGCAUGUCUUUUCUUCUUGCGCAAGAUUUUUGGCAGCAUUAAGGUCGAUUAA
Messenger RNA from Zychaea mexicana, 1884 nucleotides. RefSeq lists its product as uncharacterized. NCBI's taxonomy places the organism in Eukaryota, Fungi, Mucoromycota, Mucoromycetes, Mucorales, Lichtheimiaceae. Gene Ontology annotation, cellular component: membrane. The coding region runs from base 1 to 1884 and encodes 627 amino acids. The record is from RefSeq and is a predicted model, not a curated record. The transcript is spliced from 7 exons. Gene Ontology annotation, biological process: vacuolar transport; protein localization to membrane.